Messenger RNA from Rhododendron vialii, 1269 nucleotides. RefSeq names its product proteasome subunit beta type-7-B. Gene Ontology annotation, cellular component: proteasome core complex. NCBI's taxonomy places the organism in Eukaryota, Viridiplantae, Streptophyta, Magnoliopsida, Ericales, Ericaceae. The record is from RefSeq and is a predicted model, not a curated record. The coding region runs from base 164 to 988 and encodes 274 amino acids. Gene Ontology annotation, molecular function: threonine-type endopeptidase activity. The transcript has 9 exons.
CAAACCCCAAUUUCGUAUGCCCCAAGACACUGCUAUUGUACUCUCUCUCUCUCUCUCUCUCUCUCUCUCUCUCUCUUUCUCUACCAGAUCUUCGACCCAAAUCAACUUCACAUCGCCAUUCACAGUGAGCUUUUGAAGCAUUGAAGUCGUGCAAUAUUGCAAAAUGUCUCAGGCAGCAGUAGAUGUUCCGAUGAAGGGCGGGUUUAACUUCGACCAUUGUAGAAGGAACGAGAUGCUCUCCAACAAAGGGUUCAAACCUCCGUCUUUUCUCAAAACAGGAACUACUAUUGUCGGCUUAAUUUUUGAGGAUGGGGUUAUCCUUGGUGCGGAUACAAGAGCUACUGAAGGGCCCAUUGUUGCUGAUAAGAAUUGUGAGAAAAUCCACUAUAUGGCACCCAAUAUUUAUUGCUGUGGAGCAGGGACUGCUGCUGAUACGGAGGCAGUGACAGAUAUGGUUAGUUCUCAGUUGCAGCUACACCGGUAUCAUACUAGUCGGGAAUCAAGGGUUGUGACAGCUCUAAGUCUUUUGAAGUCUCAUCUUUUUAGCUACCAAGGUCAUGUUUCAGCUGCUUUGGUGCUUGGUGGAGUUGAUGUCACUGGGCCACAUUUGCAUACUAUCUACCCACAUGGAUCAACAGACACAUUACCAUUUGCAACUAUGGGUUCUGGUUCCCUUGCUGCUAUGGCUGUUUUUGAAUCGAAGUACCGUGAAGGGCUGACUAGGGAUGAAGGAGUAAAGUUGGUGACCGAGGCUAUUUGCUCUGGCAUAUUCAAUGACUUGGGAAGUGGAAGCAAUGUAGAUGUUUGCGUAAUUACCAAGGGGCAGACAGAGUACCUGAGAAACCUCCAGUCACCAAAUCCCCGUACCUACACCAAUGAAAAAGGCUAUACAUUCUCAAAGAAGACUGAGGUCCUGUUGACAAAGAUUACACCACUGAAAGAAAUGGUGGAAGUAAUUGAAGGAGGUGGUGAUGCAAUGGAAGAAUGAGCUACUGUGGUUGACUAUUUUGUAUUGAGUUCUACAUACUUGUGUCACUAUUUAGUUUCAUACUGUAUCAGUUGUCAAGUUAAACUAAGUUGUUUUCUUUCUACAAUUAACAUCGCAGUUUAGUUCCUUUUUAUGUUACUUGCGGUCUUGAGGUAACAUGGAAUCUUGGUGUGCCAAAUGGUCUUUUGUGCAUUUUCGGCUUAUGCAGUACUCAAUACUAUGCAAUCCAAUACUUGAUGUUGGGAACAGGAAUAAUAUAUGAUGCGUUUUUUACUCUUUAA